Molecule: messenger RNA, 1330 nt
Organism: Stegodyphus dumicola
Lineage: Eukaryota; Metazoa; Arthropoda; Arachnida; Araneae; Eresidae
Product: bile acid-sensitive ion channel-like
Biological process (GO): sodium ion transmembrane transport
Cellular component (GO): plasma membrane
Molecular function (GO): ligand-gated sodium channel activity
Source: RefSeq, a predicted model, not a curated record
GAAACAGAAAUAUUAUUUUUCGAGUGCGAAUAUGUCUUUAGAUGAUAUAGAGGAGCUAAGCCAGAAUAUAAGCGACUUUCUUAUUGAAGCUAAAGAUGCAAAUAAUGUUGAUGUAAUUUCACACCAUGUAACAGGACCAUUUCUGAGAUCAAAGCGACUUCUUUCUGGUAGCCGUUCGGGAUGUUACAGUAUUUACUCUAUGGUUGACAAUUCACGUGAGCCAAUCCAAAUUCGUGCUAGAGAGAUGUUUCAAACUCCUGUAAAUACUUUCACGUUCAGCGUAGACCCAAAAGAGAUUUUUAUCCCUGGUGAUCGGCCAGGAAUGCUGUUUUCUGUCCACUCUCCAUUUGAAGGAGUGAAUCCAUUUGAGAGAGGAAUUUUCAUGAAAAUAGGAAGAAUAUACAAAUUGUAUGUUAGAAUGGAAAAACAAAUCUUAUUGCCUUUACCUUAUAAAACGAAUUGUAUGAAUUAUACCGAGGAGUGGCUUAAGAACAACAGGUCCGGUCCAAGAACAAAGAAGAUGUGCAUUCAUAAAUGUCUUCUAGAAGCUUCUGUGAAAUGCUUCAACUGUUCUGCAAGUCUGAUUUUUUACCCAAACAAUGCAAGAAUUUGUUCUUACGAUGAGGUUCAUACUAAUUGUUCCGAAAGAGAAAGAUUGUUUAAAUGCUCAUCAAAUUGCAAAGACGAUUGCGUGAAAAUAAAAUAUUAUUUUGAAGUCCAAGAAAGAUAUGAGAGAGAAUAUGAAAAUCCCAUUGAAACAAUGGAGGAAGCUGGUCUUGUAAAAGUGGAAGUCUACCUAGAUAGUUUAGAAAUUAUACGCCUUCAACACAGGCCACAAUUCAGGGACGUCGAGCUUUUCAGUUAUAUUGGUGGCUUUCUUGGCAUCUGGCUUGGAGUGUCAUUGGUAGAAGUAAUGGAUCUUCUUGAAGCUUUGCUACGUGUGUUUACUUACGUGUUUAGAAAAAGAAGAAAUCCUGCAUAGUUACUACUAAUAACAACGAUAAUGUUACUUAAUAUUCAGAAUGCCUGUUGCUGUAGAUUUAUGAUGAACAUUGUGCAAUUUUAUUCAAUAUUUAUAUAACUUGUAUUUUCGUAUUUCAAAAUACGUAAGCGCAGUUUUCAAUCAAAACAUAAAAUCUAAAAUGUGAACAUUUUGAUUGCUGUAACGAACAUCCAUCUUUUUUUUUUUUCAAUUUUAUUUUAUUUUUUUUCAUUUUUUUUCCGUAUUGUAAUUUUAUCAAAUUAAUUUUAAUUCCUUUUUUUUUUGUUACCUCUACAUUCAAGACACUGAAUUUUAUUCUUAAAUUUUGCUUAUUACCCAGUUACUUAA